UGAGCUGCAGAGACAGGAGGCGCCUCACAAGAAAAGGGACAAUCCCAAUCACCUCCGUCCCCCAGGAUAAUGCAGACUCCACUGGCCAUUCCUGUGCCUGUGCUCUGGCUCCCCCGGGGCUCUGACAGCUUGAGCCGACGCUUUGCCCCCGAUGGAUGCAGAGCCCUCCUGAAACCAGAGGUUCCUGGAAUCCCGGAGUCUCCUGUAGCUCAAGAAUCUCGGGAAUCCCAGGAACAGUGGGCCCAGACUGCCCUUCGGGAGCGCUACCUCGGAAGCCUGCUGGCCAUGGUGGGUCGCCAGGUGAGCUUCAAGUUGCACAAAGGUGUGCACCUGACCGCCCACGUCGGAGCCACCGACCUGGACGUGGCCAACUUCUACGUGUCUCAGCUGCAGACUCUGAUAGGCGUGCAGGCUGAGGCACUGCUUCGCUGUGGUGACACUAUUGCAUAGACCUUCAAGCCAUAAAGACAGAAUUGUGUUCAUCGUUCCACCUUGGGCGUAGCCACA
Molecule: messenger RNA, 507 nt
Organism: Vicugna pacos (alpaca)
Lineage: Eukaryota; Metazoa; Chordata; Mammalia; Artiodactyla; Camelidae
Product: gem-associated protein 7-like
Biological process (GO): spliceosomal snRNP assembly
Cellular component (GO): SMN-Sm protein complex
Source: RefSeq, a predicted model, not a curated record